Trypanosoma grayi is the source of this 1395-nucleotide messenger RNA. RefSeq lists its product as hypothetical. The record is from RefSeq and is a predicted model, not a curated record. Gene Ontology annotation, cellular component: motile cilium; centrosome; intraciliary transport particle B. NCBI's taxonomy places the organism in Eukaryota, Euglenozoa, Kinetoplastea, Trypanosomatida, Trypanosomatidae. The transcript has a single exon. Gene Ontology annotation, biological process: intraciliary transport; cilium assembly. The coding region runs from base 1 to 1395 and encodes 464 amino acids.
AUGCCGCCAAAGCGUAGAAUUGACAGCGAGGAGGACACCGAGGAAGUUGACACCACCAGUGGAUCGGAUGAAACCAGCAGUAGUGAAGAGAAGGUGGAAAGCUAUCAGACACAAGGGACGGAGCCACCUGAGGUGAUCUUGACGAACAAUCCGAACGAUGAGCGGCACACUGUGGAUGACGCGAGGCCCGUGCGGACUCCACCAAAUCACACGUUGCGCCCGUCCCAGACAGAAAAAGAAGACUUGAGACAGAUGCAGAAGGAAGUACAGCAGCAAUCACAGGGGCAGGAACGGCAUCCGCAGCAGGCGGUGCCAUCGAGCAGUCAGUUGAAGGAACCGGUGCGCCAUCAUCCACCGCCACCGUCCGAUCUGCAGUUGCAGGCUGAAAAUGCGAUGCAUAUGCUUCGAAACAAUCCCAACGACGAAUUUGCGCCAGUUGAGGAUGCGCACCAUGUCACCACACCUCGCGGAGAUAGCAGGAAAACGGCUGAACCGGCAGGUGUAGUCUUGCGUAACGCGCCCCACGACGAGGCAAUCCCUGUUUCAGCCCGCGGCAGUUCAAUCGACACACCAAGUAAACGGUCUGGUGGGGGGGCCGGUGUAAUGGCGCCGACAGACGACGAAGAGAGCACCGAAGAAGAUGAGCAGGGCGGUGCCUCUCGCGGGUACGCCAACCAGCGACCAGAGGCCAUUGACACAGAGGCCGAGGUGCCCGCCACCGUCAUCCCAAACCUCGAGUACAAACCGCAGGACUAUGCCAAGAUAAACGCCACAGCCAGCCGCGAGAUGCAGGAGCUCUUCAAGCACAUUCUCGACUACCAGCCAGUCAUCCCCGAGCUCCCAGCGAAGCUGCGCACAUUCAUCCCAGACUACGUCCCAUCCAUCGGCGACCUCGAUCCCUUCUGCAAGAUACCGCGACCGGACGGGCGGCCAGACGGCCUGGGCAUCUACGUCCUUGACGAACCUUCUGUGUCGCAGUCUAACCCAGCGGUGGUGAUGUUAGAACUACGUGCGACGAAUAUCCACUCGAGCGGCGGCUUGGCAGAAGUGGUGGACUCAUUCGAGGACGCCGCAAACCGACCGGAAGUGAUCGAUCGCUGGAUUGCAGAUGUGAAAAAAGUGCAUUACAAGAAGGCGCUACCGACAAUAAACUACCAAAAGCCCAUGCCUGAAAUAGAGUCCUUGCUGCAGGUGUGGCCACCUGAGUUUGAAGAGUUUCUUAACUCCGAUGUUCAGCUUCCCCCACCCCACAUCGACCUAGAUCUGGAUCAGUACGUGCGCACUCUGUGCUGCAUCCUCGACAUCCCAACGUACAACUCGCUGAUUGACUCCUUGCACGUUAUGUUCACACUUUACCAGGAGUUUCGGGCGAACCAACAUUUUCAGCAUGAGUAG